Drosophila willistoni is the source of this 1684-nucleotide messenger RNA. RefSeq lists its product as uncharacterized. NCBI's taxonomy places the organism in Eukaryota, Metazoa, Arthropoda, Insecta, Diptera, Drosophilidae. The record is from RefSeq and is a predicted model, not a curated record. The transcript is spliced from 5 exons. The coding region runs from base 67 to 1068 and encodes 333 amino acids.
CGGAGGCACAGAUCCAGCUCUCUUUACUUUGUGACGCGCCAGUUGGUGGUAUCAGGGAUUCCAAGCAUGAGAUCCCUUAAAUUGUUGCUACUUAGCGCCAGCUGCGCGCUUUUUAUAAGCCUAACCCUUGCCCAUCCUCCAGAAGGUGUGUGGAAGAAGAAACUCACCUGGAAGGAAGACUGGGUACAGGUAUGGAAAACAAUCAAGAAAGAGGCAUGGGAAACUAAAUGGAAAAAGGUUCAAGUGCCUAUUUGGAAGGAGGUUAAGGUUCCUGUGUGGAAAGAGGAAAAGGUUCCCGAUUGGAAGAUCGUUAAGAAACCGAAAAUUGAAGAACGUGAAGUUCCCGCCUGGAAGGAAGUCAAAGUAGCCGAAUGGAAGAAGAUCACAAAACCAAUUUGGGUGCCCACAAAGGUGGCCGUUUGGAAGGAAAUUCAAGUGCCAGUAUGGAAGGAAGUCCAAGUGCCCUUCUGGAAGGAAAUACAAGUUCCUGUAUGGAAAGAAGUUCAGGUGGCCGAUUGGAAGCAAAUGUUUGAACCACAAUGGGUAAAAAUGGGUAUUCCCGGUGAGAAAUUCUUGGGCAAAGAUCAUGAAGGCUGGGAGUAUACCAGUCACGAUCUGUGGCGCAAAAAGCUGGUGUGGAAGCCCGUCUGGAAGAAGAUCUGGCGCACUGAAAAGAAACAAGAAUGGCGCACCGAGAAGAAGCAAGAAUGGCGCACCGAAAAGAAACAGGAAUGGCGUACCGAAAAGGUACAAGAAUGGAAACAAGACAAGAAAUUGGAAUGGAAAGAUGAAUGGAUUCAGGUAUGGAAGCCAGUAAAGAAACAAAUUUGGAUUAAGGAGAAACGCGAGACAUGGAUCGAGGAGAAGGUACAAAUUUGGCGCACUGAGAAGCGACAAGUGUGGGCCACCGAGAAACGCCAAGCCUGGAAGGAUGAAUGGCAAUCGGUGAAUGUGCCCGUGUGGAAAGAAGUUAAAGUACAAGAAUGGAAAAAGGUGUGGAAGCCAGUAUGGGAAAAGGUUUGGGUACCAAUUAGCCAUGAUCAUGGCCAUGGCCAUGGCUGGGAUUAAGUAAUGUCAGGGGUUUGUUUUUUUACCAACGGGGGGCUGUAUGUAUGGUUUACUUUUUUUUACAAAAAAACAAAAACAAAAUGGGGGCAUCCCCCAUUUCUGUCUAAAGGAUUAUAUAUUUUUUUUCUCCAUAGCCGCAAUCUAAGCGGCAGCACUGAUAACUGAUAACUGAACCCCCCCAAAAGAAAAGAAAAAGAAAAGAAAAGAAUUUCCCUCAAUUGAUUGUUUGACAAAUUGUUAAUAGUUUACAUACAUAUAUAAGGCAUACGAAUACCAUACCAGAUUCUCUUUCCCACCUUUCUUCCUUUCAUCGCUAUACCCAAUUCCUCUCCUCUUCUCUGAUUUGCCCUCCUUCUCAUCGUUUCAAGUGUACAAAUUAGUCAUGCGCGCGUUUUUCGUCUUUAAGUUAUGGAAAAAACAAAACAACAACAACAACAAAAAAUGAGUUACAUAUGACAUUGAAAUUUGAUAUAAAUCUUUUUGUAAAUAUAUGUGUACUUAAACAAUUUUUUGGUUAAUUAUAAAAAAAAAAAAACAAAAACAAAAAUCUUUCAUGUAAAAAAAAACAAGAAAAAAAAAAAAAAUAAAAAUCAUAUAAAAAAAUCAUAAACGUAAA